Prunus avium (sweet cherry) is the source of this 925-nucleotide messenger RNA. NCBI's taxonomy places the organism in Eukaryota, Viridiplantae, Streptophyta, Magnoliopsida, Rosales, Rosaceae. The record is from RefSeq and is a predicted model, not a curated record.
CAUUCAGAUUUAGAAGAUGAAUUACAUAACAGAGCACGCCGAAGUGGGAAGAAUCCUGUUAACUAUUCAGAUUCCGAAGAUGAAUUGCGUUACAGAGCACGGAGAAGUGAGAAGAACCAUGUUAAGCAUUCAGGUUCAGAAGAUGUAUCACGUAACAGAGCACAUCGAAGUGGGAAGAACCCUGUAAAGCAUUCAGAUUCCGAAGAUGAAUCCCGUUACAGAGCACAUCGAAGUGAGAAGAACCAUGGUAAACAUUCAGAUUCAGAAGAUGAGUCACGUAAAAGAGCAGGUCGAAGUGAGAAAAACCUUGUUAAGCAUUCAGAUUCGGAAGAUGAAUCACGUAACAGAGCAGACUGAGCUGAGAAGAAUCAGUCCAUAAAAAUUGGAAGAGAUGAUGGUCAAGGUGAUGCCAAGGGAAAACAUGACAAUUUAGAACUAGAAAAAUACCCCAUGAAAGGUCGGAAUGAAUCACACUACAAGCGUCGAAAUGUUGCUCCUAAACUUUCAGAAGAAGAAAGAGCUGCUAGGCUAAAGGAGAUGCAAAUAGAUGCCGAGUUGCAUGAAGAGCAAAGAUGGAAGCGAUUGAAGAAGGCCGAGGAGAAUGAUGCACUGGAAGCUACCCAGGCUGUCAAAUCCAGUGGUAGGAACUUCUUGGAUGCUGUUCAAACUAGUGUUUAUGGUGCUGAGAGGGAAGGAAGCUCAACAAUUGAGGAGAGUGUACGCCGCCGAACACAUUAUUUGCAGGGCAGAUCUGAAGCAAGUGAAUGCUGUUGUGUUUUGUUGUUUAUCCAGUUCCAUUAAUCCAGGUGUUCUAUACUUUACCCCAUUGUUCUGCGUAUGUUUUCAUAUAACAAUGGUUGUUUCCUCUCCGUGUGUAAUGAUUUUUAUUGAAUGUUAAGUUGCAAAAAUGAUCGAAUUUUUUUUC